GCCGCGCUAAUACAGCCUAAGCUGAUAUUAGCCGAGCUUAACUUCUUUCAGCAGUUUGCAGAUGGGAAGGGGGUGGGACGUCCUGGAGUCAGCAGUUCUGCAGCAAGUACAUGCACGGCAGCUCCGGUGGCCUGAGACCAGCCAUGAGCUGAUGUGUACGAGGGCAGAGGAGGGUUUCUCUGCGGCGGAGUUUGCCAUUUCGCUCGUGGAGAAGAUGCAGGCUCAGGAAAUCCUGCGGAGCCUGCGGCUCCCCGAGUUCGAUGACCUCAGCCAGUUUUUCCGCAACCUGCCGGCCACGGCACUGGUGGGCAUCGGUGCCUUCGCCGCUGUCGUCGCUUACUGGUUCGCCAGCCGGCCUCGUGCCGUGAAGCCGCCCUGUGACCUGCGGAUGCAGUCGGAGGAGGUGGAGGGCCAGGCUGGGGCACGCCGGUCUGUGAUUGGGGACAACCCACAGCUGCUGACACACUACUACGAUGACGCCAGGACCAUGUAUGAGGUCUUCAGAAGGGGAUUCAGCAUCUCUGAAAACGGUCCCUGCCUGGGCUUCAGGAAGCCCAAGCAGCCCUACCAGUGGUUGUCCUACAAGGAGGUGGCUGAAAGAGCAGAAGCUCUGGGUUCAGGGCUGCUUCAGCAGGGCUGCAAGCCGUCCACAAAGCAGUUCAUUGGAGUCUUUGCUCAAAACCGUCCGGAGUGGAUAAUUUCUGAGCUAGCUUGCUACACCUACUCCAUGGUUGUGGUUCCCCUCUACGACACCUUAGGUCCCGGAGCCAUUCGUUACAUCGUCAACACAGCUGACAUUUCCACAGUCAUUUGUGACAAACCUGAAAAGGCCAGAAUACUCCUCGACCACGUGGAGAGGAGAGAGACGCCAGGUCUAAGCUCCAUCAUCUUGAUGGAUCCCUUUGAGAAGGAGCUGAUGGAGAGAGGGAGAUGCUGUGGGGUUCGCAUCCAGACCAUGCAGGAGGUGGAGGACUGUGGCCGUGAGAGUCGACAUGUGCCUGUGCCUCCUCGACCAGAAGAUCUAUCAAUUGUCUGUUUUACUAGUGGCACUACAGGAAACCCCAAAGGUGCUAUGCUGACUCAUGGGAACGUGGUUGCUGAUUUUUCAGGCUUUUUGAAAGUGACGGAGAAAGUGAUCUUUCCGAGACAGGACGAUGUGCUCAUCUCCUUCCUGCCUCUGGCUCACAUGUUUGAAAGAAUUAUACAGGUAAGAAACCUGCCCGAACUGACGAGGCCUCGUGGGGCUCCUUGUGUUUUCUUCCAGAGUCAGUGGUCUCCUACUUGUGAGGAUGUACACAUUUCCUAUUUGCCUUUAGCACACAUGUUUGAGAGAAUGGUACAGUCUGUCGUAUAUUGCCAUGGAGGGCGAAUUGGGUUCUUUCAAGGAGAUAUUCGUCUCUUAUCUGACGAUAUGAAAGCAUUGCGUCCAACUAUCUUCCCUGUUGUGCCGCGGCUGUUAAACAGGAUGUAUGAUAAGAUCUUCAGCCAGGCAGACACGUCCCUCAAGCGCUGGAUCCUGGAAUUUGCCGCGAAACGGAAGAAAGCAGAAGUUCGAAAUGGGAUCAUUAGAAAUGACAGCUUGUGGGAUAAGCUUUUCUUUAAUAAAAUACAGGCGAGUCUCGGUGGGUGUGUUCGCAUGAUAGUGACGGGUGCUGCCCCUGCGUCUCCGACCGUGCUGGGCUUCCUCCGCGCGGCCCUCGGCUGCCAGGUUUAUGAAGGUUACGGCCAAACGGAAUGCACAGCUGGAUGCACCUUUACAACCCCAGGUGACUGGACAUCAGGUCACGUAGGAGCCCCUUUGCCCUGUAAUUUAAUCAGGUUGAAGGAUGUGGAAGAGCUGAAUUAUUUUGCUUCCAAAGGAGAAGGAGAGAUCUGUGUAAAAGGACCAAAUGUUUUCAAAGGUUACUUGAAAGAUGAAGAGAAGACGCGGGAAGCGCUGGACCAGGAGGGCUGGCUCCACACUGGAGACAUCGGGAAAUGGCUACCUAACGGGACUCUUAAAAUUAUUGAUCGGAAAAAGCAUAUAUUUAAACUUGCUCAGGGAGAAUACAUUGCACCAGAGAAGAUAGAGAAUAUCUAUAUCCGCAGCGACCCUGUUGCCCAGAUCUAUGUCCAUGGAGACAGCUUGCAGGCCUUUCUGGUGGGAAUUGUGGUGCCCGAUUCUGAAGUUAUGCCAGGCUGGGCAAAGAAAAGAGGGUUUGAUGGAACAUAUGAAGAACUCUGUAAAAAUAAGGAACUGCAGCGAGCAAUAAUGGACGACAUGGUACGGUUGGGUAAGGAGAGCGGACUUCAUUCCUUUGAGCAGGUCAAAGCCAUUUAUAUUCACUCCGAUAUGUUCUCAGUACAAAACGGUUUGUUGACACCAACGCUAAAGGCUAAGAGACCAGAACUUAGAGAUUACUUCAAAAAACAAAUAGAAGAGCUAUAUUCAAGCAUCUCCAUCUGAAAUAAUGGGAAGAACCUUCUGAAUAAUGGACUUUGUAGCAAUAUUAGAAUUAUACUCAAAAGUACAGAGCCAGAAUGACACAGCUGAAAUGGAUAAGCAUCUGAAUCUUACAUCUGAGCCUUUCAUUGUUCUAGGAUUUCACCACUAACCACAAUUUUCCUUUUUUUUUUCAUCAGGUGUGAUAAAACUUAUUUUUUACUUUAUGUACUCAGUAAGGUACUAUUAAGAAUUAUGCUAAAUUGCCACAAAAUAUACAGAAAUUUCAAUCUUAUGACCCAGUAAAUUAUGGAAACUUACCUUAUUAAUAACUACAAACAUUUCUAAAUAAAAUAGGGAAAAUUUCAGGUAUGUCUGUUGGUAUUUGAUUGUAUAUAGCCUAAUACAUCAGAAACAAAAAUUGUGGAUAAAUCAAUAAUGUGGCCUACCUCAAACAAUCAGUGAUGGAUGGUGAAAGUCUGUUUUCCCUGAUCUGGAACUUCAAGCUGGAUAUUGGUUUAUAUAUUAAGUAAUAGUUUUUAUAUCUUCCAGGACAUAAAUUACAUUGAUUUGAUUUAAUCAUUAAUGACCUAAAUAACAACCAGAAUAUAAAUAGGAAUGAAUCUCCUACUAUUUGUACUUAAUAGACCCAUUAGUAUAUUACAUCUGACAGAUUAAUAUUACUUUGAAAUUACAAGAACAGGUUAGGAAGUGAUAGGAUAAAAUUCCCUCUGUUUCCUUUUCAUCUGCACUCAAUUUCUCCAUGGCACGCUGGGUUGACAUGAGGGCCUCCUGCAGCACGGGACACUCAUGGACAUCUCAGCUACGCCAAGUGAGAAGGUUCCAGAAGCACCGCUGGCUCUGGGGUGCCUUUCUGUGGGAGUUCACGGUAACCAAGAUGUUCCCAGUCCAUAAUUUAUUAUUUUACCUGCUGCUAAUACUGUGUAGGACUAACCUCCCUUUCAGAAACAGUGCUAAAGAAAUGGAGCACAAUGUAUAAGCUGUGAUUCUGGAUGGGGCUUAGCAAAACAAAUUGAUUUGGGGGAAAAUUCAGCCUGAGAUACGGUGUGGAAGAGGAAGGAAUGUUGCUCCAAAAAUCCCCCAUAGGGAUGGGUGAGAGGCUGUGUUGGCCAUUGCUGUGGUGCCACGGUGUGGUAAAGAACUGGAGGUGGUUGCAGAAAGGCUGCUAAGAAACAUCUCUACGUUCAGACGUCUGGCAGCCUCAGUUCCCACUGUUGUCGCUUCCAGUGGUCUAUCUGGAAUAGAGUCAGCUCUCUGGAUGAAACCUUGGAUUUCACAACCAGCUGCAGCCAUUAGCAACAGGGUAAAAUCCCGUGGGGAAGAGGAACAGACUCCAGAGCUCUCUCCUGAUAUAAAGCACGGUACGAAACAAUGAAAACUGUAACACCAAGUUGCUUGAAUACUUGGACUGUUGGUGGCUUCCUUCUGCUAAACAGGGUCUCAAAUAUGUACGUGUAUUUUAAUAGCUGCUGUUUGUUGCACUGGUGCAUACCAGCAUGGGGCUGUGCGUGCUAGACCUUCUUUGCUAGGCCGGUGAAAGCACACUUAUUUUCCCUUUUAAACUGGAAUCUACUGUAGACUUUUGAAGCUAAAAGUUUACGUUUUUAAUCUGAAUGAUCUCUCAUUUUCCCUCUGAAAUUCCAUUGCAUGCUUCAAAAUGCAAGAAAUUGAAUUAGUGAGUGUUACAUGAAGACUGAUUUAUUGCAGCAAUUUCAGAACAAAAUGAUACACAGGAAACUGUAUCAGCUCACAUAAUCACUCUUAUAAAGAACAUGGUGAUCUGAUUUAUCAAAUGUGGAAUGAUUUGUCUGAAUCCCUUUUUGCACCCGAUUCCUCAUUUGAUUCCAGUGCAAUGACUCAUGUCAGUCCAACGCAAAUAAGAAAUAUUGCUGCUGUGAUCCGAUGGCAUCGUACAUUCAUUUCUCACCAUCUACACAGCAACAAUAUCCCUGGGGAAUUUGUGUCUGCCACAUCUACAGAGGACAGGAGUUACUGUAUAAAAUCUGGCUCUUUAGGUCAAGUCAGAAAGGAUUUUCGUCUCUGCAGAGUCUAGUUCAUCUCCUUUUUGUAUCAGCCAAAACCCAGUCAUACUGUAGGCAUGCUUCAAAGCAAAGAAUUAUUCUCAGUAUAAUUUCCUGUUCUAAUGCUACAUACUUUUAAAAUAUAAAAAUAACUAGUCAUCUAAAUAAGUACAGAAAAGCUAUUUUCCACUAACCUUUUUCUAUCCCAUGAAUUUAAUUUAUUCUUCUGAUAAGAUUAUUUCAGUUUACCAGAUUUUCUAGAUAAUUAAACUUCGUAUAAGUAUGGAAGAUCCCAAUGUGAGUUUAUUUAUGGUUUAGACAGCUGUUAUUUUUAAGUAUAUAAUGUUGAAUACUGUAUCUCUAUUCUUUUUUGGUAUUUGAUGCAAAAUGUCAGAUGCACUAGAGCCAAAGAUAUGAACACCUAAAGAAUAAGAAAGAAAAAAUACAACCCUCACCACACUAGGAUGAUACAAAAUUUGGGAGAGAUUGUGUUAUAACACCAGAAGUGCGAAUACUUUUAGAACGUGUGAAAAGCUGUAUAAAUAAACUAAAAGCUCUCUCUAA
This is a messenger RNA of Columba livia (rock pigeon), 5028 nucleotides long. RefSeq names its product acyl-CoA synthetase long chain family member 6 (gene ACSL6). The transcript is spliced from 21 exons. Gene Ontology annotation, cellular component: endoplasmic reticulum; membrane. Gene Ontology annotation, molecular function: long-chain fatty acid-CoA ligase activity. The record is from RefSeq and is a predicted model, not a curated record. Bases 62 to 2446 code for a protein of 794 amino acids. Lineage: Eukaryota; Metazoa; Chordata; Aves; Columbiformes; Columbidae. Gene Ontology annotation, biological process: long-chain fatty acid metabolic process.